Molecule: messenger RNA, 1570 nt
Organism: Danio rerio (zebrafish)
Lineage: Eukaryota; Metazoa; Chordata; Actinopteri; Cypriniformes; Danionidae
Gene: tank
Product: TRAF family member-associated NFKB activator
Biological process (GO): negative regulation of canonical NF-kappaB signal transduction
Source: RefSeq, marked provisional
ACACAAAAUGUUCAUUUGUACAAAAUAGUUCAUUUCCUCCCGGUACAAGUGUAAAAAUACGUGCAGCGAUGUCCAAACUGCGCUUAGGUUUGUGUGUUGGGGCUGUUUCGGAGUGAAGCUGUCACUGACAGGUCCGGUGUUACUGUCACUCCUCUGGGUUAAAGAAGGGGUGUGUAAGGAAGUGUGUGCGUGUGUGUGUGCCUGGGACGAGGGCCCGGGACCGCCCCUUUCGUAAUGUUACUGAAGGCCCCGGAAUGGACAGGACCAUCAGUGAGCAGCUCAACAAAGCCUUCGAAGCGUACCGUAAUGCAUCUAUUGAGAAAGAGGCGGCCAGAAAGGAACUUCAGCAUAAGACUGAGCAGUAUCAGCGACACACUCAGAAGCUGGAGAAACAGAUAGAGGAUCAGGCCAAGACCAUCGUACAUCUUAAGACUGAGCUCAGUUCACUUCGCAAACAUGCAUCAGGGGAGGUCUGUGAGCCUGCAUACAGAAAACAGGAAGCAGAAGCCUUGUCACCCAGCGAUCAUCGCUCUGAAAACCCGUCCACUUCCCACAGGACUAACCAUUUCCUGAAAAACGAACCCACAGAGUAUCCUGGGAUAUUUCCCCAUGCAGUAUCUGCUGCCUGCGAAAUGAAGAGUGAGAAUGUACUGGACACCUGGCAGGAACUCCAAGGGACUUUCCAGAGGAUUCAGAGUCUAACCAGACGGCAGAAAGAUCACCUGAAGAGAAUCCACAAAGGAAACGACACUGCUAAUGAGCAGUUUUCGAUGCCCAUCCAGUGCACGGACGGCCCUGUGGAGCAAACCGAGGAGCCGUUUUCCCCACCACCGGAGCCUGAAAUCCAGGACACUUCAGGAAACCCUUCAGCAUCACUGGCAUCUCGCAGUGCUAAUCCAUUUUACGAUUCCCUUCAAGACCUGGUGGUGAAGUUUCCUCCAAGCGCAGAGGAAGAUUACGCCUUUCUGCACAGUACGCCGGAUGUGUGUGUGGAUCUGCCUCUGCACAGGCCAGACCUGCCGGAUCACAUGCAGAAAAACAGCAAAGAGUCUUACCUGUCUUACUGCCCAUCCACUCUGCCGUCACACACACCCGCAGCUUCAGCACCGCAAGAAAAUGUUCGAGGGCCACAACAGCUCUUUUGGACUCCAGACCUUCCGGACUUGUCAGGCCAGGCGUCAGGCACAGACGCUCCGCAGAUGAACAGCCGAGAGAAGUGUGCUUUUUGCGAAGACGACGUCCCCCCAAAUCACAUGUAUAGCCACCUCAAUUCACACUUCAAGAACAAAGCUGGCGAUUGACACCCAGCCGGACUCAAAAACGCCCUUUUAUUCGUGCCUUUGUUGAGUAGCACAACCCAUUAGCCUGAACACAUUUGCUCACGUCCGCCAGUGACACCAUUGAAGAGAGCGAAACCUCGUUUAUUUAAUUAGGAGAACAUUAAACGCUUCAUUUUAGAGUGGUUAUGUCUUAAUUAAGGCUUUUUUUAGCUGCAUUUAUUUAGUCUUGAUGACUGGCGGGUUCGCUGUAGAAUAAAGACGUGCUUCCUUUUUUUGGAAAGUAAAUUAAA